GCGUCAUUGUGAUUCUCGUUGACUAUGUCAAAGGGACGAUAACGUCUGCUCCUUAAAGUUUACUUCAUUCGAAUUGAACCAUGCCGGAUGCGAGCGCGGACGAUAAUGACGGGUUUCAGACCCAGUUCACACUCAUAAUGGAAACAAUUUUACAAACUGCUGUCAGGGAAGCGACAAAACUUUACGAUGGCACUUUGCAGCGCUUGAAAGCGGAAUUGGUGCAGCUGAGACAAGAGACUGUCAACACGAAGACAGGUGAUACAUCCAGUCAGAACACAAAGAGAUUCUCCGAAGCUGGGAGUGAGAGAACUGGAAAUGUCUGUAAAUAUCGUGAUGUUGGCGUGCAAUGUGACAUGCCCGUUUUGGUUGACCGGGGAUGUAGCCCCCAUCAGUUUAUAGGACAACGUCUUAAUCUGGGAGACAUUACGAGUGAUAAACUAACAGAUCUUUGUGCCACUGAGGAUGGGAACAGACAGCUUGCGUUGCUCCUCAUCAAACAAGAGCCUCAAGAGACUGAGUGCAACAGCUAUGCACCAGGAUACUUUCUACUAAAGCAAGAGGGUGCUGAGCCGAUACUGGUGCGCAGGGAGCCGAAUAAGGACACAGUGGAACGGGUUGUGAUCCCACCAGCAUUACAAACAAUAACCAGAAACCAAAGCCACCAUAAUGGGAAGUCACCACCACCAGUGACUCCUUCUUCCUCUUGUAGUCGCAGAGUGGACUCCGGUGGUCAAAAACCCAGUCAGACUAUACGACCCAUCCAAGGUGCAUCUAAAAGAACAUUGGAAAAUACUGAAGGCUUGUCUUCCCAAAACAAAAGACAAAAUGCCAGUGCACCAACACAGACAUCCUCUUCUUCAGUACUUCCCAGUUCAACCCAGAUUCCUGCUUCCACUGUUAAUUCAUCUGUACCAAUGAUUGAGCUGUCUGGCGCUCCAACGAUACCUCAAACCAAGCCACCGUCAUUAGUUCACCAUCGGCCAAAUCCUCAAACAUCAAACCAGACAGUAGUCUCUCAGAAAGAGGGCUCAAAUAUUUGUCAGAACACCUACCUAACUCCCAUUCCCCAAAGCCAAGUCUUACUAACAGAGCCUCAUACCUCUAAACAACGGGCUCAAGCAUUGGUUUCACAUGCUGAGAAAAUUCCAACCAUUGCUUUGCUAAACCAAGCCACUGAGCCAUUAACCCAAUGUUCAUCUCAACUUACACAACCGUCAUUCUUUCCACCACAAGCCACCAUCAAAACACCAACUCAAGAGGUGGUGUCACAAAUACACACUGGUGUGCCGUCAGUACACGUUCCUGUCGUAGCAGCUCCAAAUACAUUUCCACCAGUCCAGGAUCGGGUUCUCCCACCUAGUCUUAUUCCUCCUCAAUCCCAGGUUUUUACAUCUCCACAGGUAAUGCCGGCACAUUCUGCGACUUCAAGUCCAUCAUUCCAGUUCCCUUUGGUUCUGCCACAUAAUCCUGCUCAGGCAACGCCACCUUCUUAUCUUCCGACACACGUUCCGUAUACUUCUCAUCUUCCAGUUAACGGAAUUCAGGGAUCCGUUUCCCUAAACCCAUCUCAACCUCAGCCUCCACUUAUGCAAUCUCAGUAUCCACCACAAUCUGAUCAGUUCUCCUCUUCUCCAGACCAGUACUUUCCUCCAGCUGAUAAUACGCCAGGUUUGCUUGAAUCUCUUGAUACUUUGCAUUUGCAUUCGCCCAUUGUGAUAACGCCACAAGAUGCCUCGGAGCAGGCACACAUGCACCAUUUUCAGCCAUCGGGGCAGUUUGCGCCUCUGCUGACGCUGAAGGAGCAACAAGCUGCCGCUUCAGCCAACAUUGUUUUAGGCCGGGUACCCGUUCCUUCUUUAGAAACACCUGCGUCUCCUGUUCACAACUUCGAAGCAGAUGUACCUUUUUCACCACCUCACCCAGAAGGAAAUGAUAAAGACCUCUCGGAAGAUGACGACACUCCCACACUCCAGUCUAGACUGAGAAAACAAAGAAAGAUUUGCGCCAAAUCCAGACAAAUAGAUCCUGCAGGUGAGGACGGCACACUUAUGGUCAAGGACAAGAGAGCAGAUCAGUUGCACAACGACUUGAUUAGUGAAACACCGCAUUCUGGCGCAAAUAACGGAAAUCAACCAUUACCAAAACCUUCGAGCAAGACGUUGCAGAGAAAUACAGAGUGUCCCGAGUGUGGAAGGGUCCUCAGCAAUGCAUCAGCCUUGGAGAACCACAUGAGACUUCAUACAGGCGAGAGACCUUACACUUGUUCCCAGUGUGGCAAGGCGUUUCCUAGUGUCCGAGGUCUUAACCGGCACGUGAAGGUCCAUGCAGAGGAGAAACGGUAUCAGUGUGAAGAGUGUGGGAAGAGUUUUGUAUACCACUUUACCCUUACUAAACAUCAGCUUAUUCAUUCUGGAGAAAGGCCGUUUCCUUGUAAAGUUUGUGGGAAGAGGUUUUUGGCCAAGGCAGACCGGGCUACCCAUAUGCGAAUGCACACUGGAGAGAAGCCGUUCUCUUGCACUCUCUGUGGGAAGAAGUUUAAACAUAGAGUCGCUCUGAAUAUGCAUAUGCAGGGGCAUAGAGGAGAGAAACGCUAUGUCUGCCCCCACUGUGAAAAGGGAUUUGUGGAUCUAGGCAAUUUUAAAAGACACAAGCUUAUCCACACAGGAGAAAGACCGUUUGAGUGCAAGCAAUGCGGGAAACGCUUUACUCAGUCGGCACAUCUCAAGAAACAUGUCAACACGCAACAUGUUCCUUGAAAAAAUAUAUAUAUUUGGAUUGUUUUAUAUUAAGCAUUUAAGUUGAUGUACUUCAUCUACUGAUUAAUUUUCUGUUACAGAAAAUAUAACAGUAUUAGGUCUGAUUGUAAAUUAAUUUAUGAAGAUGGCAUUUUUAAAACAGAAAAUUAAAAAAAAAGAGUGUUAAGUGCUUCGCUGCAUUAAUUUUGUGCAUGCUCUUUUUCUCGAACCUAGCAAAGCUAUAGAAGCCUGCUUUUCACCACUGAAUAAUAAUAAUAAAAAAGUUAAUUGCAGGUUUUUAUAUCACAAUUCUGACUUUUUUCUCGCAAUACGAACUUGCAAUUCUUAUUUUUUCCUCCGAUUGAUGAGAAACUCGGAAUUGUGAAUUAAAAAGUCCCAUUUUAAAGGCGAAAAAGAUUAUGUUCUUAAAAUUGUGAGAUAUAAACUCACAAUUUUAAGAAAAAAGUUUGAAUUGUGAGUAUCUCGCAACUUUAAAACUUGCAGCUGCAAGUUUGUAUCAUGCAAUUCUGAGAAAAAAGUCAGAAUUGUGAGUUUAUAUUUUGCAAUUAUGACUUUAUUUCUUAAAAUUGUGAGUUUAUAUCACGUAAUACUGACUUUAUAACUCGCAACUGCGAGUUUAUACCACAUAAUUCUGAGAAAAAAGUCAGAAUUGUGAGUUUAAAUUUCACAAUACUGAUUUUAUAACUCAAAGCUGUGAGUUUAUAUCACAAUUCUGAGGGGAAAAAAGAACUGCGAGUUUGUAUCAUGCAGUUCUGAGAAAAAAGUCAAAAUUGUGAGUUUAAAUUUCACAAUACUGAUUUUAUAACUCAAAGCUGUGAGUUUAUAUCACAAUUCUGAGGGGAAAAAAGAACUGCGAGUUUGUAUCAUGCAGUUCUGAGAAAAAAGUCAGAAUUGUUAGUUUAUAUCUCACAAUUUUGAGAAAAAAGUAAGAAUUGUGAGUUUGUAUCAUGCUAUUCUGAGAAAAGAAGUCAAAGAAAAGAAAAUUGUGAGAAAAAAAGUCAGAAUUGUGAGAUAAAAAGUCACAAUUACCUUUUAUUUUUAUUCAGUGAUGGAAACGGGCUACCAUAUAAAGCAAAUAAAAUUGCAUAGUUUUAUGGGUUUGUUGUUUUUUUGUUGUUGUUGUUUUAAAGUAAUUUUUAAAUGUGAAGUAGCCUAAUAAAAUGUGAUUUUUUUAUUAUUUUGUCAGUGUGAAAUUUGUAUACUGCUUGUUUAUUUUUGUGUAUAUUUUUGAUAAUAUUUUUCUAUUGUCCAUCCUUCUAUAAAUAUCAAUAAAACAUUGUAACAUGUUGUAAAAUGAUCUAAUUAAAAAAAAACAACAACAAUCAGUUUGUAUGCUUCACAAUUUAUUUUGAAAUGGUAUUAGGUCUAUUCUAUCCAUUCAUAUGAAUGUAGGCCUACUAAUAUGAUGCAGACAAGAAAGAAAACUUGUGCAAAUCAUAUCGACCACUGGGUGGCGCAGUAUGAUAACAGACUGUCUAACACUCCAUUUAUAAGACUGAAAUAACUGACAUAUAUUGUAUUUUACUGACAAAAAAAUACAUUUUAAUCUUAGGCAACUAUACUAUCACAUACUGAACAAAGCAGCCUGCUUAAAAAAAAAGACUCAAAGCCAUGUUUGGGAA
This is a messenger RNA of Labeo rohita (rohu), 4378 nucleotides long. RefSeq lists its product as uncharacterized. Gene Ontology annotation, biological process: regulation of transcription by RNA polymerase II. Gene Ontology annotation, cellular component: nucleus. The record is from RefSeq and is a predicted model, not a curated record. The coding region runs from base 81 to 2756 and encodes 891 amino acids. Lineage: Eukaryota; Metazoa; Chordata; Actinopteri; Cypriniformes; Cyprinidae. Gene Ontology annotation, molecular function: DNA-binding transcription factor activity, RNA polymerase II-specific; RNA polymerase II transcription regulatory region sequence-specific DNA binding. The transcript has 4 exons.